This is a messenger RNA of Coniosporium apollinis CBS 100218, 1404 nucleotides long. RefSeq lists its product as uncharacterized. The coding region runs from base 1 to 1404 and encodes 467 amino acids. The record is from RefSeq and is a predicted model, not a curated record. Gene Ontology annotation, molecular function: rRNA binding. Gene Ontology annotation, cellular component: preribosome, large subunit precursor. Lineage: Eukaryota; Fungi; Ascomycota; Dothideomycetes. The transcript is spliced from 2 exons. Gene Ontology annotation, biological process: rRNA processing; ribosomal large subunit assembly.
AUGGCUAAACGACGAGUCAAGAAGCGCACGCACGCUGGAGCACGCGCCGGUGCUCCCAAUGGAGCAGCGAACACGAAGAACAUGGACCGAUCACCCAAGAGCAUGGUCAUUCGCAUUGGUGCUGGAGAGGUGGGACCCAGCGUCAGCCAGUUGGUGAAAGACGUGCGACAAGUUAUGGAGCCUGGUACAGCUGCGCGGCUGAAGGAGCGAAGAUCCAACAAGCUGCGCGACUACACCACUAUGGCCGGACCUCUAGGCGUAACCCACCUCCUCCUCUUCUCGCGCUCCACCUCCGGCAACACGAACCUACGGCUAGCGAUCACGCCUCGCGGGCCGACUCUGCAUUUCCGCGUCGAGAAAUACUCGCUCUGCAAAGACAUUGCGAAAUCACAAAAGCACCCCAAGACCGGCGGCUACGAAUACCAAACCGCGCCCCUCCUCGUCAUGAACAACUUCAACACUCCCGCCCCCACUUCCACAGACUCCGCUUUCACCGGUCCAGCACCCGCGGUCCCCAAACACCUCGAGAACCUCUGCACCACAGUCUUCCAAUCCCUCUUCCCGCCCAUAUCCCCACAAACCAUGCCCCUAACCUCCAUCCGCCGCGUCCUACUCCUGAACCGCGAACCUUCAUCCGACGCAAGCGGCGCUUACGUCCUCAACCUCCGGCACUACGCCAUCACGACCAGAACCUCGACCAAGGACCUCCCGCGCGCGAUCCGCCGCCUGAACGCCGCGUCCAGGAUAGGUCAUGCAACAACCUCCACCUCUGAUGCCAGAAAGCGAAAAGGCGGCCUGCCGAACCUGGGAAAACUGGACGAUGUGGCUGACUACCUGCUCGACCCCUCCGCAGGCGGCUAUACCAGCGCGAGCGAGAGCGAGGUCGAGACGGAUGCUGAAGUCGAGGUGCUGGCGUCGAGCGCGCGGAAGGUGCUGGGUAAGCGAGACCGGGUGCGCGCAGCCUCGCGUACGGAGAACGGUGAAGGCGGUGGCGGCGGAGGACGCCCCGGUCGGAGUCACGUGGAGAAGAGGGCGGUGAAGUUGGUGGAGCUGGGGCCGAGGAUGAGGCUCAGGCUGACGAAGGUGGAGGAGGGGGUUUGUGGAGGGAAGGUCAUGUGGCAUGAGUAUAUCCAGAAGGGGAGGGAGGAGGUCAAGGAGAUGGAUAGGGUGUGGGAUGCCAGGAGAAAAGAGAAGGAGGAGAGGAGAAGAGUGCAAAAGGAGAAUGUGGAGAAGAAGAGGAAGGAGAGGAAGCAGGAUGGUGGGGUGGAUGGAGAAGAUGAGGAGGAUGAGGACUAUGACAUGGACGACGAUGAGUGGGAUAGUGAGGGCUUGGAGGAUGCGGAAGACGCGGGUGGGGACCAGGAUGGGGACGAGGAUAUGGACGACGAGGACGACGAGGGUUGA